AGAAAAAAGUGGGCAUUUUUGUAAUUUUACAAUACAAUCGAAUCACCCCAGUUGGAGACCUCUUUGGUGUGUUGUUAGCACUGCAUAUUUUGCCAGUCUAUCUCUUAUGCUCAUUACUUGUCCACAAAUUAAAUCAUACCUCUCUCUCUCUCCUCUUCAAACUUAUCCCAAGAGAAGAAUGGCCAACACUAGACAAACCAACUUACUCUUGCUGCUCUUCACCUUAAUUUGUGCUGCACUUGCCAUACAAGGGUCCAGAAUUCAAGCUGAAAGAGAAUUUCACCAGCAGGGAAGCAGCGAAAAAUGGAUGAACAGUAAUGCAAGAAGGUUGAUGAUAGGAUCAACGGCACCAACUUGCACAUACAAUGAAUGCAGAGGUUGCAAGUAUAAGUGUAGAGCAGAGCAAGUCCCUGUAGAGGGAAACGACCCCAUCAGUAGUCCAUAUCACUACAAAUGUGUUUGCCAUAG
Molecule: messenger RNA, 468 nt
Organism: Camellia sinensis
Lineage: Eukaryota; Viridiplantae; Streptophyta; Magnoliopsida; Ericales; Theaceae
Source: RefSeq, a predicted model, not a curated record